UAAAUAUUUAGAACACUAAUCGCCAUACCGCAAUGAAGUCAGCCAAAGAAAACUAUUAAAUGCUACAUGGACUUCAUCAAACAAUCGCAAGAAGGAAGUAAAAUGUAGGGAUGUGGAUGGGCUAUUUAAAGUUGUAUCGUUAUCUUAUGGAUAUGUGUUACGAAAUGAAGAUCAGAUUAAAUGCAUCAAUAAGGAAUCCAAUUCACAGACUGUAUUAGUGAUGGCUAAAAGCACUAUAUAUUUCGGAUUGGUUCUUGUCAUAGUCUUUUCUCAGGAAUCACACGCACAAAAAGCAGCCACGUCUAAUGUUCCGGGUCCAUUGUCAGACGAGUUUUACAUCGAUAUUUUACGAAUCUUUUUUCCCACUGUGCACCGUGUUGGGUAUUUUCCAAUAGACAACUGGCAAAGGACGAUACGUGCAGCGCAACGAGCGUCUUUAGUGAAGAACGACCAGAGAAGCAGGCGUCGUAGAGAUACUUAUGCCAGAAAUUAUCAUCCUGAUGCCCACGGGCGGUUUUAUUCGGACGAAACAUUUAAACUAGAAGCACCCAUGAGACUCGAUGAACUGAGAAGGUUAUAUGACAAAAACAAAAACGAAACAGAUUCAAAUGACUUCACUAGAUGUAAGAAUCCAAUUCCAUUUGUAUACGACGUUCGCAAUCUUACAGGUUCCCCAAACAAGGUCUACCAUCCCGAAUGUGUUGUUCUUCACCAAUGUACCAAGUGGUCAGGUUGUUGCGAGACAAGCGGAGUUCCUUCCAAGUGCGCAGCUAACGUUGAUAAAAUUGAAACGAUCACCAAAACAUACAUGGUAAACGAGUAUCUAGGAAGGGACCGCCAACAAAUUCGUGCGUUGGAGACAUUGCAAUUUGAAAACCACACUGAAUGUUUCUGUAAACCAACAAAUUCACCACCACCGUGUAAAAAGUGUCCAUGGCCAUUUAUUCAAAGUCACGAAAUUGGUCCCGAAUGCUCAUGUAGAUGCAGAUAUAGCAAUGAUGUCGAGUGCCGUGACAUCUCUCUUGGAAGAAAGCCUCUGAACGAGGACGGACUCAUAUGCAUUAAAAAGAAGUUGUGUCUUCACCCCGAUUGUCGAUUUGGGAGCUUCAACGUCUUAACCGGCCGUUGCAAAGGAGAGUUCCCUAACUACGGCGACAAACAGGAGCAAAGUGGCGAUUACGACAUCAAUUACGACAUCAAUUACGACAAAAAUGACGUAGACUCUGAAGAUGAUAGUGUUGAGGAAAUUGAUUGGGCUAAGGAAGAGAAUGUAGAUGAUGCUGGGGAAAUGGAUUUAGAUUCGGAUGAGGAUACAGGAAUAGACGAUUAUCAUUCGGAAUCCUCGAGUUAUAACAAUUUGGAUUUUAAUCAUGAUGACCCUAACAGUUUUAGACACUAUUUUGAAGUUUUCCGAGAAGAAGACGAGGAUGAUGUCGAUUUUAGCAUCGACGAUGGUUUGGAUUUCCGGCCAGAGAAAUCCCCCAAUUUAUUAAAACUGCUUCAAAAUGAUUUUAGAGCACUGAAAAUAUGGUUGGAGAGAAUAUGCAAAAUGCAAAGACGCUACAGAGAUAUAUUUAAUGAACAUAACAGAAUCGUCACUGAAAACGAACAGCAGAUCCUGGACAUGUGCAAAUAUGUAGGCCAGUCAUAAUUUACGAUAAUUCUAUCUUAAAUGCAUGCGGAUUUGUACGCUUGUGUGGAAACCAAGUGUGAAAUGAAGAACAAAUAAUGUAAAAGAUGUCGCAGCUGAAUAUGUGAAACCCUAUUAAACUAUCUGUUAAACUAAAGGACAAAUACUGUAGCUAUGAUAUUGGUUAACUCUUCGGGGG
This is a messenger RNA of Owenia fusiformis, 1829 nucleotides long. Lineage: Eukaryota; Metazoa; Annelida; Polychaeta; Sabellida; Oweniidae. The record is from the annotation of a GenBank genome assembly.